Messenger RNA from Molossus molossus (Pallas's mastiff bat), 963 nucleotides. It is a transcript of the gene UPK3BL2, whose product is annotated as uroplakin 3B like 2. The transcript is spliced from 6 exons. Bases 79 to 840 code for a protein of 253 amino acids. NCBI's taxonomy places the organism in Eukaryota, Metazoa, Chordata, Mammalia, Chiroptera, Molossidae. The record is from RefSeq and is a predicted model, not a curated record.
CCAGCCCAGACAAGGAGCUCUGAGCCCUGGACACUGCAGACAGACCCUCUGACCAACAGUUGGACGCUUGGCCUGGCCAUGGGGCUCAGUGGCGGAAAGUCUGGGCUGCUGAUGCCGCCAUUGCUGGUGCUGAUCUGCCUGCAGCGGGGGACAGGCCUGGAGCGCAUCAACUACGUGCCCCAGCUCUCAAGUGCGGCUCUGGCGGGGACACUCACCCAGUCCACCCUCACGCUGGAGCAGCCGCGGGGCCAGUUCAGUCACCUCAACAUCUCCGACUUUGACCCCAUCUGGCUGGUGGUGGCCUCGAGCAAUGCCGCCAAGAACUUCACUGCCCCACAGAGGGUGGCGGACACCCCAGUUCCUGCUGACUUCCCCCAGAGGGGCUACUACCUCACGAUGAUGGCCAACCGGGCACUCUAUCCAGGUAGCCAGCCUGGCAACCAGCUCCAGGUCCUCCGUGUCGGCAAUGACACCCACUGCUUCCCAGUCACAAGGGGCUGCAAUCACCCCCUGCCGGGCCCGGGUCCCUACCGAGUGAAGUUCCUGGUGAUGAGUGACAGAGGCCCUGUGGCUGAGACAGAGUGGUCCAAUGAUACCCAUCUGCAGCAAGCGGAGGCACUCCAGGCUGCCCCCGAGCUCCUGAGUGCGGGAACAGUGGUCAUCAUUGCCACCCUGUCAGUCUUGCUGGCUGUUCUCCUCACCGCCCUCCUGGCCCUGCUCAUCUACACCUGCUACGACACCUGUGGGAGCACCCCCAUUUCGGGACCAGGGGAGUUGGUGUGCAUGAGAAGAUAUAACCCCCACUACAUGUUCAGCCCUCCAGCUAUGGGGGGCUCCUGAGUGGCUCCAGGGGAUUCCCAUCUGCCCCUCAACCUCCUCCCUGGUCCAGGCUGCAGAGCCUGGGCUAGUAGCAUGUCCUGCAGCUUCUGGAGCUCAGAAAUAAAUGUCCCCAACACUGCCCUG